AUGUCUGACCAUCAGGAUCAGCAGAAUCAGGGCCUUCAGGCCCAAAGAGAGGUGCAGAAUCCCAGGGCUCAGGAGGAGGAAGCAGCUGCCUCCUUCUCUGCUGGGAUCCCAGGCCCCCUGGAGGAGGGGGCAGCUGCUGCGGGAGCCUCCCCCGCCAGUGGUGAAGGGCACCAGCCUGAUGAGGGCUCCAGCAGCCAGGGAGCCGAGGGGCCAGCCCCCCCCCAGGAGCUGGAAGACCCCGAGGUGCUGCGAGAUGCCCUAGAAGAUAAGAUGUCUGAUUUGAUCCAUCUGAUGCUCCUCAAGUAUCGAAUCAAGGAGCCAAUCACCAAGGAAGAAAUGAUGAGUAGUGUUGUCCAACAAUACGGAGAUCACUUCGCUGAGAUCUUCAGGGAAGCCACCGACUGCUUGGAGCUGGUCUUCGGUAUCGAUGUGAAGGAAGUAGAUCCGCCCAGCAACUGCUACAUCCUUGUCACCUCCAUGGGCCUCAGCUACCAUGAGGAGCUGGAUGAUGAGAAUUGCCUGCCCAAGGUCGGCCUCCUGAUAAUCAUCCUGGGCUUCAUCUUCCUGGAGGGCAAUAGUGCCCCAGAGGAGGUCAUCUGGGCAGCACUGGGCAUGAUGGGGGUGCAUGAUGGGUGGGAGCACUUCAUCUAUGGGGAGCCCCGGCAGCUCAUCACCCACCACUGGGUGCAGGAAGGUUACCUGGUGUACCAGCAGGUGCCCCAGAGUGAUCCUGCGCGUUAUGAGUUUCUGUGGGGUCCAAGGGCCCAUGCUGAAACUACUAAGAUGAAAGUCCUGGAGUAUGUGGCUAAGAUUAAUAAGAGGGAUCCCAGGUCCUUCCCAUACCUGUAUGAAGAGGCUUUGAGAGAUGAGGAGGAGGAGGAGUAA
This is a messenger RNA of Otolemur garnettii (small-eared galago), 885 nucleotides long. Its product is annotated as melanoma-associated antigen 11-like. Gene Ontology annotation, cellular component: nucleus. Bases 1 to 885 code for a protein of 294 amino acids. Gene Ontology annotation, biological process: negative regulation of transcription by RNA polymerase II. NCBI's taxonomy places the organism in Eukaryota, Metazoa, Chordata, Mammalia, Primates, Galagidae. The transcript has a single exon. The record is from RefSeq and is a predicted model, not a curated record.